This is a messenger RNA of Uranotaenia lowii, 1839 nucleotides long. RefSeq names its product polyserase-2-like. The transcript has 3 exons. The coding region runs from base 26 to 1738 and encodes 570 amino acids. The record is from RefSeq and is a predicted model, not a curated record. Gene Ontology annotation, biological process: proteolysis. Lineage: Eukaryota; Metazoa; Arthropoda; Insecta; Diptera; Culicidae. Gene Ontology annotation, molecular function: serine-type endopeptidase activity.
AUCGCCAGUUAGUCGCUCUUCGAUCAUGGUUUCGUUCACAGUUGGAUUUGCUGUCAUCCUGACGAUGGCGCUCUUAUCAGCAUCCGAAGGCACGGAUACCUGUGGACAGAAGAAAAUAAUUGCGCAGGAGUUCAUCUCGAAUGGAUACAAAGUCUUGGCCGGUGCAUGGCCCUGGCACGGAGCGUUGUUCAUCAGGAACCAGCGAAGCCACGAGUAUGCCUGCGGAGUAACGAUCCUUACGGAGAAGUUCGUUAUUACGGCUGCUCAUUGUACGCUUGAUCCGAAUGAAGGUCAGCGACUUCCGUCUGGCCGAGUGUUCAUCAAAGUUGGACAGAAUAAUCUGGAUGCAACGGAAAAAUACGCCCAACAGCACAACAUCGAAAGAAUCAUUCGCCAUGACGGCUAUGACGUAAGAACGUUCGAAGACGAUAUUGCGUUGAUGAAAUUGUACACGGAAAUAACGUUCAAUAGCGCAGUUCAGCCGAUUUGUCUCUGGCAGGGAGAUUCCUCGCUGAGUAAGGUCGUUGGAAAGAUUGGCCACAUUGUUGGAUGGGGCCGAAAUGAGCUAUUUGGGUUACCAAAAGAUUUAUACGAAGUCACAGUUCCCAUCAUCUCGAAACAGGACUGCAUCGAUAGUGAUCCAGCCCAUUACGACAAAUUUUAUCACGGAACAAAAACGUUCUGCGCCGGUUACGUCAACGGAACUUCUGCCGGGCAAAUAGAUAGUGGUGGUGGUCUUUUUCUACGUAUUGGCAAUCACUGGCUUCUGCGCGGUAUCGUCAGUAAUGGUAAACUUGAUCCCAAUACGUUGGCCAUCAACAGUAAAAGCUACGUUACGUUCACCGAUGUCUCCAACUACUUGCCAUGGAUUGCAUCGUUCGUGCAGAUUUCAAAUUUCAGAAAUGGCGGUCUUGCUAACCUGCUGGACAUUGCCGAUUGCGGGAAGGAUUCCUACCCAUUGGGUACUCCCGAAGAGUUAAAACGAUCGCUGAACCAAUACCCCUGGUUGGCGAUUAUAGAGUUUAUCAACCUUAAUACACGCGCACUUGAAGAUAUUUGCCACGGAGUGUUGAUACACCCUAAAUUCCUCCUAACUGCAGCCCACUGUGUGCUACGGAAACGUGAAUCAUUCAUUCGUAAUGUUCGGCUCAACGACUACCGGUCUGAUACGACAACGGACAUUUUCGAAGUGAAUGGCCAAACAAUUCGUACCACGGCCGAUCGAAUCGCCGUAAAGGGUAUUUCCGUUCAUCCACGCUACAACGAUCCCAAAUUUACCAACAACAUUGCCUUGGUAAAGCUUGGGGCUGCUGCAACUCAGAACCCAAUCUGCCUACCCCUGAGCGAAUCCACACUACCAUCGAAUAAAUCGUUCCACAUCAUUGGAUGGAAGAAAAGUUCCCGCGCGGAGAAGCCGCUGAUCCGGAAUGUGGUAUCGCUGGCCCAGUUCGAUGGCUGCAGGCAAAAGUACGCAGGAACCAACAUCCAGCUGGACACAACCGGAGGACAGGUGUGUAGUACCUACAACCACGAUGAUGACGAUAGCAGCUGCUCGCACUACAUGGGAUCGGCGCCGUUCCAGUACGUUAAGAAUGGACCGUUGAAGGGCCGAUACUUUUUGGCGGCGAUUUCCAGCUUCGAUCAUACCAACUGCAGGCGAGACGAUUUCUCCGAUGUGUUCACCAAUGUGGCUCACUAUGCCGAUUGGAUUCGUGAAAAGGUGAAAGCCAACGAAUGAUGAAACUGGCCAAAAAGCUAAACUAUUGUGACUAACUUUGUAGAAAAUGUGAUGUGAAAGAGAUUAUUAUAAAAAUGAUAAAUUAAAAACAAACUCUCAAA